UGCCCAUUGACUUCGGAAGUAUCUUCACUUUUUUUUCCUCAAACUUAAGUGCUUCAAGGGGAAAAAAUUACCCACUUCUUGAGGAAGAAAAUCGAUAGGAGCAUCUUCAAAAUUCAACGCUUUCAAAAGCUUGAACUUUUUAAAUAAUUUAACAAUGAAAGACCUGGGCAUUUCAUUGAUGUUGAAGAGAAAAACAGAACGAAGCCGAGAGUACUCACUUGUCUCAAAAACAUUUUCUCUAGCAUUGUGGGUUGAUAGGCGUCUACUUUUUCCAAGGAAAGUUGUGUAACCUGUUUCCAAAACCUGACAGAAAUUCAAGUCUCCAGCCUUCGAUAGGAUGAUUUCACGCUGUAGAUCAUGAAUUUUGUACUUUCUGCUUAUCUCAUUAUCAAGCUCCCCAAAUGAAAGUUGAACCUAGUUUCUGUGGAUGAGCUCCAUUAAGUACUCUUCCGCUACAUCCUCCAAUGUUUUGCCCUUCUUUCCUUUUAUAAAGCCCUCAGCUACCCAUAACCAAAGUAAUCUUACACCACUCGGAGCUUGCUGGGGAUGAUGGUCAUGAAGAGGAAAGCUUGCAUGGCUUUUCUCAUCAGAAAGCUCUUACCUUUUGUUUUGGUAUUGGCUGUUCUUGAGAAUCAUCAGGUGGGUGCGAGGUUUGUGGUGGAGAAGGGUAGUAUUACUGUUUUAUCUGGAUUGAAUAUGAGCUCAAAGAAAGAUGGUGCCAUAGGGAACUUUGGAGUUCCUGAUUAUGGAGCCUCCAUGUUGGGCUCUGUGCUUUAUCCUGAUAAAGGUUCUAAUGGGUGUGCGGCUUUUGAGGGUGAUAAGCCUUUCAAGUCCAAGUUCCCUCGCCCUACUAUUCUUCUUCUUGAUCGUGGAGAGUGCUACUUUGCCUUGAAAGUAUGGAAUGGCCAACAGGCUGGAGCUGCUGCUGUUUUAGUGGCGGAUAGCAUUGAUGAGCCUCUAAUUACUAUGGAUUCUCCAGAGGAGAGCACUGAUUCAGAUGGGUACGUAGAGAAGAUUGGAAUUCCAUCAGCUUUAAUAGAGAAGUCUUUUGGUGAUAGUUUGAAACAAGCUCUGGAAAAAAAAGAGGAUGUUGUCAUUAGACUAGACUGGAGAGAAUCUGUGCCCCACCCUGAUCAGAGAGUUGAGUAUGAGUUUUGGACGAAUAGUAAUGAUGAAUGUGGGAUCCGCUGCGACGAGCAGAUGAAUUUUGUGAAGAGUUUCAAGGGUCAUGCUCAGAUUCUUGAGAGGGGGGGUUACACCCAGUUCACCCCACAUUAUAUAACUUGGUACUGCCCGCAGGCUUUUAUCCUUAGCAAUCAGUGCAAAUCCCAAUGCAUAAACAAUGGAAGAUAUUGUGCACCAGAUCCGGAUCGGGAGUUUGGAGUGGGUUAUGAAGGGAAGGAUGUGGUGUUAGAGAACUUGAGGCAGCUCUGUGUGCAUAGAGUUGCCAAUGUGAGCAACCGGUCAUGGGUUUGGUGGGAUUAUGUGACUGAUUUCCAUAUUAGGUGUUCCAUGAAGGAGAAGAAAUAUGAUAAAAAAUGUGCUGAGGAUGUCUUGAAAUCACUUAGUAAGUACUAUAUGGCGUUUCUCUUUGGUACAUUCUAUUCAAAUUCUGUUUCUAAUGGCAAUAAUCCAAUUGAAUCAGAUCUGCCCAUCAAUGAUAUUGAAAAAUGCAUGGGUGACCCUAAAGCUGAUGUGGAGAAUGAAGUGCUCAAAACUGAGCAACUACUUCAGGUUGGACGAGGAUCUCGUGGUGACGUUACCAUCUUGCCAACAUUGGUCAUUAACAACAUUCAAUAUCGAGGAAAAUUGGAUAGAACUGCUGUGCUGAAGGCCAUCUGUGCUGGAUUUAAGGAAACCACUGAUCCUCGAAUUUGUUUAAGUGAAGAUAUUGAGACUAAUGACUGCGAUGAACGCAACGGUGGCUGUUGGCAGGAUUUACAAUCUAAUAUAACUGCAUGCAAGGACACAUUUAGAGGAAGAGUUUGUGAGUGCCCUGCAGUAAAAGGUGUUCAGUAUAUAGGAGAUGGUUAUACAUCUUGUGUAGCUUAUGGAUCUGCAAGGUGCUCAAUAAAUAAUGGAGGGUGCUGGUCAGAAACCAGAGAAGGAGUAACUUUCUCAGCUUGCUCAGACUCUUUCCUAUCUGGCUGUAGCUGCCCAAAUGGCUUUCGCGAGAAUGGUCAGAAAUGCGAAGAUAUCAACGAAUGCAAGGAUCAUCGUGCUUGUCAGUGUGAUGGUUGCAGCUGUAAAAACACUUGGGGUAGUUAUGAAUGCAAGUGUAAGGGGAACCUUCUGUAUAUAAAGGAGCAAUAUGCUUGUAUUGACAGAAAUGGAUCGAGAUUCAGCUGGUUCUUAACCUUCUUGAUCCUAGCAGCCGUGGCGGGAGCUGGUAUAGCUGGUUAUAUAUUCUACAAAUACAGGCUCCGGUCUUACAUGGACUCGGAGAUCAUGGCUAUCAUGUCACAAUACAUGCCGCUCGACAACAACCACAACAAUCGAGUCCAAACUGAAGCCGAACCUUUACGACAAGGCUCAGUGUAAG
Molecule: messenger RNA, 2542 nt
Organism: Corylus avellana
Lineage: Eukaryota; Viridiplantae; Streptophyta; Magnoliopsida; Fagales; Betulaceae
Product: vacuolar-sorting receptor 7
Molecular function (GO): calcium ion binding
Source: RefSeq, a predicted model, not a curated record